Nipponia nippon (crested ibis) is the source of this 1236-nucleotide messenger RNA. NCBI's taxonomy places the organism in Eukaryota, Metazoa, Chordata, Aves, Pelecaniformes, Threskiornithidae. The record is from RefSeq and is a predicted model, not a curated record.
AUGCGGUUCAACCGGGGUUCGGGGGGUUGCCUGCACCCCAACCCCGCUGCCUGGGACCCGGGGGAGAGUGCAGACACCGAGAUCGACUGGAAGGCCUACAUGGAGGAGGUGGAGGGGUUUGCCAACGGGACCCUCGACUACACCCAGCUGAAGGGCGACACCGGGCCGCUGGUCUACCCCGCCGGCUUCGUCUACAUCUUCCUGGGGCUGUACUACGCCACGGGCCGCGGCACCGACGUCCGCCUGGCCCAGUACCUCUUCGCUGGCCUCUACCUCCUCAACCUUCUCCUCGUCUUCCGCAUCUACUGCCGAACCAACAAGGUCCCCCCGUAUGUUUUUUUCUUCAUGUGCUGCGCCUCCUACCGCAUCCACUCCAUCUUUGUCCUGCGGCUCUUUAACGACCCUGUCGCCAUGGCCAUCCUCUUCCUUGCCAUCAACCUCUUCCUGGAGGAACGCUGGUCCUGGGGCUGCCUUCUCUUCAGCCUGGCUGUGUCUGUGAAGAUGAACAUCCUGCUCUUCGCGCCCGGACUUCUCUUCCUCCUCCUCCAACGGUUUGGUCUCCUGGGCUGUAUCCCCAAGCUCUGCAUCUGUGCCCUGCUCCAGGUGAUUCUGGGGCUGCCCUUCCUGCUGGUGAACCCUGUGGGAUACCUGACUCGCUCCUUUGACCUGGGCCGCCAGUUCCAGUUCAAAUGGACGGUGAAUUGGCGCUUCCUCCCAGAAGAGGUUUUCCAGAAUCGGGCUUUCCACGCUGCGCUGCUUCUGGCUCACCUGGCUGGCCUGGGGCUCUUUGCACUGCACCGGUGGCACAGGUCCAAAGAGAGCAUCCUGGCUUACCAGCCUGACCCGGGGGAAGGAGUUGUGCUCUGCGCCUCCCGUGUUUGUCCCCUUAAUGCCAGUGCACAGAUCGUCUUCAUCCUCUUCUCCUCCAACUUCCUGGGCGUCUGCUGCAGCCGAUCCCUGCACUACCAGUUCUACGUCUGGUAUUUCCACACGCUGCCCUACUUACUCUGGUGCACCCCUACCGCCAAGCUCGCCCACAUGCCCAAGGUGCUGCUGCUGGGUGUGAUCGAGCUCUGCUGGAACACCUACCCCUCCACGGUCUGCAGCUCCCUCUCCCUCCACAUCUGCCACGGACUCGUCCUGCUCCAGCUCUGGUACGGCACGGCCCCCCCACCGGCACCGCACACCCCCCCGCCGAGCAGGAGGCCCGCACCCAUCUCCAAGAAGGCCCAGUGA